AGGCGCGGGCAGGCGGGGGGAAAAAGGCUAAACGGCGAGGGAACAAUGGGUGGUAUGGCUUACGAAGGGUUCCAUGAUCCCAGUCAGAGCUGUCAACCUCUCUUGUGCAUAUUGGUACCAAACUCUCCCCUCUUCAUCUGCGUGAGACGCGUCGAUGGUGAAACAACGAAGAGGAGCAGCUGGAUAUUCUCAUUAUCGAUUUGGUAGCCCUAGGCAGACAAGAAGCUCUCCCAGUAUCGUAAUUGGACGAAGCGGAGACCCGCCGGGACGGCGGCAGAUGCUGAACCAUGGAAACAAAAGAGACGGUGCAGAAAACUCUUCGAGACCAAAGCACUUUGGUGGGACGGCGCAGGCAAUUUCCGUGUCAGAACCAAGAACUGGACAACACCUUGGGACGUCGAGACUAAAAGGAAUGAAUCUAGUGAUCCACCGACGCUCUUGGGCGGACUCAGCCAGCAAGUGCAAGAAUCAAUCCACCCAGCGUGGCCCCAGGGUGCAAAGCCGGAGCGCAGACACGGUUCGGGUAGGCCCAGUCGGAGGGUCCCGUUCGCGGCUGCGCUUACACCUCCUCCAACCCAGAACACACGGCAGACCUGCCAUCACAGGCAGCCAGGAGGUCGUGAACUGCAUCCCCAAUCUGGCGUGUUCCCCUUUCAUGGGGCCAGGGGCUAUCGACCCUAGAUGCGGCGCUUUUCGUCGAGAUGGCCCUGGUCUUUUUCCUUGCAGUCUUUGACGCCGAACGGUGUCGUUUUCCCUGAUGUGGGAGAGUGUGACACCUCGGAAGUGGCCGUCAGAGCUAGCAAACAUUCCCCCUGUGAGAUGCUUCACCAUCUGGCACCAGUUUGCCAUCUUCCACUUUGUCAUCCUCGUUCUGUCUUCUUUGGGAGAUGAUGGUAUUAAUAUACCUGGGAUAAUGAUGACGUCCAUGUUCCCAAUCAGAUGAGACGUAUUAGCAAUAACACUGAUGGACCAGGAAUCUCCCUAGGUGUCACUGGGGACCGACCCAGGUACAAGCCUUCGUUGAGCGCGGUGGACCGAAAUAAAAAUGCAGGAAGAUCACAUUGCAAUCACUGUCAUGGCCUUUCGACGUCUGCCGGAUAGAGGUAACAUGGAG
This is a messenger RNA of Aspergillus neoniger CBS 115656, 1114 nucleotides long. RefSeq lists its product as uncharacterized. NCBI's taxonomy places the organism in Eukaryota, Fungi, Ascomycota, Eurotiomycetes, Eurotiales, Aspergillaceae. The record is from RefSeq and is a predicted model, not a curated record. The transcript has a single exon. Bases 155 to 733 code for a protein of 192 amino acids.